Molecule: messenger RNA, 1994 nt
Organism: Exophiala mesophila
Lineage: Eukaryota; Fungi; Ascomycota; Eurotiomycetes; Chaetothyriales; Herpotrichiellaceae
Exons: 1
Coding region: 42-1994 (650 amino acids)
Cellular component (GO): nucleus
Source: RefSeq, a predicted model, not a curated record
CGCACCCAUGCCCCGCGCAACCCUCCACCCUUUCGUUCAGUAUGGCUAAGAAAGCCUACCGUAACCGUCCCAAGCAGACCACUCUGAGAUUCGCGGCUCUACCUUCAUCUUCGCCAGCAAGAGAUGGCUACAGUGAAGCCGUGCAUGACCGUCUAGCGUCUGUUCGCUAUACUGGUCCCUCAACGUCUUCUUCAUCCAAAAUGUCCAGGCUCUCCCGCGCCAAACCUGCAUUGCCCACCCCAGAACCAUCUUCUCAGCCUGAGAUCGACCAGCUGAAACGAGAUCCCAAUGUCAUCUCUUCAUCAGAAGACUCAGACGAGGAUGAGCUAGUUCUUCCAUCUCAGAAACGCCGCAAAAUAUCCCAGACACCCUUGUCCGCUCCCACUACCUCCCCCACUCCUCAAAGAUUCACCCGUUCCUCUUCCAAACCGACCACUCAGAUCUGUCUCGACUCAGACGAUCAAGAAACAGAAAUCACUCCUGCCUCACCAACAAGACGAUCUACACGGCUGAGGCGGCGAGAGCCUUCUCAAUCUCCACCUCAUGACAAUCUACAUCCUGCCUCAACUUCUCCCCUCUCCAAACCAUCCUUGGAUUUCGCCUCAGCCGAGACCAGUGAUGAGGACGACGUCGUUCUCGCUUCUCGCCCUCUGCCCAGCCGCCGCCGCACAGGGUCCAUCCCACAAAAGGAUUCUUUCAUUGCCAACGAUGACGACGUGACGUACAUCUCGGAUGAUCUAGACGCGAAACCACGCAGACCCAAUCGACCAAAGAGAUCGACAGACAACUUUAUUGUAUCUGAUGAUGAAGUCAGUCCCAGCCGCCGGGUUGCAACGACCCAGAAGAGGAGAAAAGCACGUCACACCCGAACGAGGCAAGAGCAAGAUGAACUUGAUGAUGAACUUGAAAAUCUCCAGAACUCAGAUAUCGACGAGUCUCCUGCAAUGUCCCGCACAAGAGGUGGACCUGUCACGACGAAACGAGACAGCACCAAAGAGCAUUUCGAAUUACUUCGACGUCGGCGAGCGGGCGAAAAGAUACCACGAAUUCGGGACUCUGAAGACGAAUCAGACAGCGUUUCAAACCAUUCUAGUGCCGUCAACAUCGAUCUGAUUGGAGAAUAUGAUCCUCAAGGGGACCUGUCAGACGAUAGUCUCCAUGAAGUGCCUGAUAUAGACUACCGAGCGGAAGAUGAUGAUGACGACGAUGUGGACGACUUCAUCAUCGAUGAUAGCGAAGAGAGACCCGGUCGCCCUCUGCGUGACAUCCCAUUACAAUUCACAUCAUAUGCUUCUGCCAAACCGAAAGAAUUGUUCUUCUACAUUAUCGAAUGGCUCGUCAAGAACAAGAUUGCCCCCGCCUUUUCUCGUCAAGAUGAGUUGUACAAUCUGGCCUUUGACAGAGUAGAGGACCAAGUUAAAGCUCAAGCCGGCAGUAGACUCAUCUCUUCAGCCUGGGGUGCCGAGUUCAAGCGAGUCAUCAUGGCCCGACCGGAAAUGAAAGUUAAGCUACUCCCGGGCUUCGAUGAAGACCACAUUAGAGAUUGUGAUGCAUGCAACAGAACCAACCAUCCGGCCCGAUAUGAGUUCAUCUUCUCUGGUCAGCCGUACUGCAAAAAGACGUUGGAGCCUGUCGAUGAUUCUGACGAGGAGGAUGAAGACGCAACUGGGCAAGACCACGAUGAACACGGUUAUGCCCUGCCAAGUUCUGCUAAGCGAUACUACUUGGGUCGGACUUGUGCGGCCAAUGCUCAAAUGGGACAUAAGCUAACCCACUGGAAGCAUCAUCUGAACGAGAGCUUGAUGUCGUACCUUGAGGAGCAAGGCGUCUUGUCUGCCGAAGCCAUUGUCGCCCGCGAGAAGAUCAACAAAAAGAAACGAGAACGACAAGCCGAGCACGUUGUUGAAAGCAUGGAUAGUACGGGCAUGAUUGAUGAGCUUUGGUCAGCAUUCAAAUGCAACCUUGAAGACGCCCGCUUGGGUAUGGAAGCGUAA